AUACUCUAGAAUCUAGAUCAAGGAGGAUGUGUUUUGAUCCAGUUCCCAAUUCCUUGAAUAAUGGCAAGUAUAAGUACUUUUCCGACACAGUCGCUGUCCCAUAAUGUAUCACCGUGUUACAUCUUACUUUUCCUCCUCACUUAUAAAUCAUAAUCAACAUUCUUAAAAUUAAAAACUACCUCUUACUAUACUAGUCUACCACUUUUUGAGUAUUUGACCAAAAGAGUACAGCAAAAGAGAAAGAGAAAAACACCCAUUUAAUAUAAUCAUACAUCUUAUUAGUAUAUGCUUGAAGUUGCUUACUUUUUCAUAAAUUCCUUAAUUUUCUCUCUCAAAAAUGAAGCCAGAAAAUGAAGAAGAAGCAGCAACAUCAAGGGAAGUUGUUGCUGUUGUUGUUGCUGCAACCGCAACAACAACAACUGUUGUUGCAAGCAGAAGUGGAAGAUCAAAAACCCCAUCUAAUUUUAUAGGCAGACAUCGUUUACAAGCUGCAAUUUCUCAUCUUGACCAACAAAUCCGGAUGAUUCAGGAUGAAUUAGAUGAGCUUGAUUCCAUUGGUGGACCUUCUACAGUGUGCGAUGAGUUGAUUUCAGGAAUUGAAUCAGUUCCGGACCCUCUUCUUCAAAUGACAAAAGGGCCAAUAGAUGUAAACUGGGAAAGGUGGUUUGGGGGAGGCAGCAGCUCAAGGAGUCACAGGCGUUGGAUCUGAUUUUAUUCAACAAACACAAACUGUUUCCUACUCACAAGUCACAAAUUCAUUCAAUGUAGUAAAUUUAUUUAUUUUUGGUUAGCUAAAGUUUAUAAUUUGCCAUGUCGUCAGUCUUUUUCGUUUGUGGAACCCAAAAAAAAAAAAAAAAUUCAGUGUACACAUCAACUCAUUGUUAACCUCGUUUAGCUAUACAAGCUAACUUAGUAAAGCACACAAGUUUGCGAUUUUUAACCGAGAUUAACCUUGAAUCAAAAGGUCCAAAAUUUUGUAGAACUUGUGCUGCAAAUGAAUGACAAGAAAAGUGAUAGUGUUCGUGGAAA
Messenger RNA from Beta vulgaris subsp. vulgaris (sugar beet), 1029 nucleotides. RefSeq names its product guanine nucleotide-binding protein subunit gamma 1. NCBI's taxonomy places the organism in Eukaryota, Viridiplantae, Streptophyta, Magnoliopsida, Caryophyllales, Amaranthaceae. The record is from RefSeq and is a predicted model, not a curated record. The coding region runs from base 338 to 709 and encodes 123 amino acids. The transcript has 4 exons.